Pelmatolapia mariae (spotted tilapia) is the source of this 6768-nucleotide messenger RNA. It is a transcript of the gene fnbp1l, whose product is annotated as formin binding protein 1-like. The record is from RefSeq and is a predicted model, not a curated record. The transcript is spliced from 16 exons. Bases 145 to 1869 code for a protein of 574 amino acids. Gene Ontology annotation, biological process: signal transduction. Gene Ontology annotation, molecular function: protein binding. Lineage: Eukaryota; Metazoa; Chordata; Actinopteri; Cichliformes; Cichlidae.
AUUCAGGAGGAGGAGGUGAAGGAGGUGGAGUGUGUGUUCAGUCGGCAGACAGUCAGAAGGACCGAAUCCCGGCGGCCGUUUGGAGAGUCUGAGCGGGGGGAAAACUGCUUCCAGUACUGGAGAACUCAGAAAGAGGAUUUCGCAAUGAGUUGGGGAACGGAGCUCUGGGACCAGUUCGAGAAUCUGGACAAACACACUCAGUGGGGGAUUGACUUUCUUGAGCGCUAUGCAAAGUUUGUCAAGGAGAGACUGGAGAUAGAGCAAAACUAUGCCAAGCAGCUACGGAACUUGGUGAAGAAAUAUUGUCCAAAGCGCUCCAAAGAUGAGGAGCCGAGGUUCACGUCAUGUCUGUCUUUCUACUCCAUACUCAAUGAGCUUAAUGACUAUGCCGGUCAGAGGGAGGUGGUGGCGGAGGAGAUGGCUCACAGGGUUUAUGGCGAGCUGAUGAGGUACAGCCAGGACCUGAAAGCUGAGAGGAAACAUCAUCUACAGGAGGGCAGAAAGGCCCAGCAGCAUUUGGAUCACUGCUGGAAACAGAUGGACAAUAGUAAAAAGAAAUUUGAAAGAGAGUGCAAAGAAGCAGAGAAGUCCCAGAUCACCUACGAGCGGCUAGAUAAUGACAUCAACGCCACCAAAUCAGAGGUGGAGAAGGCCAAAGCCCAGUUCUACAUGCGCACUCACGCGGCUGAUGAGAGCAAGAACGAGUACGCCGCUCAGCUCCAGAGCUUCAAUGCAGAGCAGUGGAAACAUUUCCACAGCGCCAUACCACAGAUCUUUAAGAAUCUGCAGAACAUGGAUGAACGUCGGACAGUAAAGCUUGGAGAGACAUAUCGAAGCUUUGCUGAGGCAGAGCGGAGAGUUAUUCCCAUCAUCUCCAAAUGUCUAGAGGGAAUGGUUUCAGCUGCCAAGGCUGUAGACGAGCGAAGGGAUUCAGCAAUAGUUGUGGAGUCAUUCAAAUCUGGCUUUGAACCUCCUGCUGACUUCCCCUUUGAGGACUUCAGUCAGAAUUUGAGCAGAACGGGCUCAGAUGGUACCAUCAGCAACACGCCCAAAGGAGACAGAGACCGAGACCGAGAAGGGGCACCGGGGCCACGAUCUGAUCCAAAACACCCCAUGAGCAGAACCAAGAACAAGCUCUGGCUGUUUGGGAAGAAACCAAAGUGGUCAGUGAAGAUGGCACCGUCUCUGGAGGAUUUCAGCCACUUACCUCCUGAGCAGAGGAGGAAGCGACUGCAGCAGAGGAUUGACGAACUCAACAGAGAGCUCCAGAAGGAGAUGGAUCAGAGAGAUGCUCUGAACAAGAUGAAGGACGUGUAUGAGAAGAAUCCUCAGAUGGGAGACCCCAACAGCCUGCAGCCCAAAAUAUCAGAGACCAUUUGUAAUAUGGAGAAACUGCGCUCUGAAAUCCACAAAAAUGAGACGUGGUUGUCUGAGGUGGAGGGAAAGCAAAGCUCCAGAGGAGACAGAAGGCACAGCGCUGAUAAUCAUCACCAUGGUCCUCAAGGCAGAGAGAGCCCUGAGGGCAGUUACACAGACGACACCAGCCAGGAGCAUCCCACGCCUCAUCACCGUCCCGGUCCAGCGCAGCCUCGACAUCCCAACCCCGACCCACACGAGUUCGACGACGAGUUUGAUGACGACGACCCUCUGCCUGUCAUCGGACACUGCAAAGCGCUCUACUCGUUUGACGGUCAGAACGAGGGCACGCUAGUGAUGGCAGAAGACGAGGUGUUGUACAUCAUCGAGGAGGACAAAGGCGACGGGUGGACGCGGGCGAGGAAGCAGAGCGGGGAGGAGGGCUACGUUCCCACUUCCUACGUAGAAAUCACGCUGGAGAAAAACAGCAAAGGUGCCGUCACCUACAUCUGAGGCUCCGCUGUCCUCUGUCUGUCAUGCUCUCCAUGUCUGCCUGCUUCUCAGUGUAACACCACUAAAAGGAAAAGAGACAUCACUGUGAAACAUCUGCAUGGACUCCUGUCGUCUUGUUUGCCUCGUUUCCAUCCCAUCCCUUCAUCCCGCACGCCCGCUCAUUCUUUUAACCCCAUAAUCACUCGUCUUCCUCUCAUACCUGUGAUGUUUCUAAGCACGAACAGGAAGGACUCAUCGUGUGGCGUUUGAGCGAUUUGUGUGUAAUAUAUGAGGCAUUCGUGUGCUCACCCACCGCUGUAUGUAAGCUACACCUCUUCUCCUAGAUCAAAUGAAUUAAGAUUGUUUUAUAUUAUACGUUAGAAAGACUUUAUUUUUAUUUUAACACGUAUUCUAAUUAUUUUACUGUCUAUGUUAUUUUUAACUGGAGAUGAUCAAACUCUUGAUUUUAAGCUCUUGACAUGUCUGUGUUUAUUGAAAUGAAAUAUGCUGCAUUUACUUUGCCUUUCUGUCUGAUUUCUGUGUGUGUCUGUGUGUGUGCAUUUUUGUGCCAUUGUAAUGCCGAUUUAUCCGUUAUCACUGUAAAGGAUCUGGAUAAAAUCUCUACCUAUUAGUUUUCCAGAGUGGGCAGUGCAUGUUGUUACAGGAGUCGCCUUCUCUGGUGCAUGUUCAUCAGAUGAGGCAGGAAUUCUUGUUCCUCAUGUGGGUCAAAUUCUCAGGUUAUUGAAGGAUGCUUGAACACCCACAUUCUGUAAACAUUCAGUCCAGUCCAGCCUUUUAGAUUAGGACUAACUGAGACAACAGACCACAAUGAAUAAAGUAUCUUUUUUUUUAAAUUAAAGGCUGUAGUUUGUAGCAAAACAAAGCAAUUAAAAUUAUUAGUCACUAUUUUCUCCUUUUUGAAUCGGGAUAGCGCUUUUAUGUGCUAUAAUACUAUCAGAGGGUCUUAUGUAGGAUCAACGCAAAUUAAGAGUUGCAGUUAGUGAGCCUAAUUGUUUUUAAACCAGUUAUAGAGCUUUUUUAGGCCCAGGAGACUAGGAUGUAGACCUGGUUUGUUGUUUGAGUCACUGAUUGAAACCUGGCCUGACCCUCAGUGUUUCCACCGCUAUCCAUGAGGAUAAAAACCAAGCAGCGCAGGUAUUAAGGGCGUCUGUGCCAGCUGAAGCAAGUCGUGUCUGAAGAGUGUUUAUUGCAGCAAAGGACCCCACAUCAUCCUUCAUUUCCAUUCACCAUUUGAACUUUUCUACUGUGUGUCUGAAACACAAGCAUCCUCAACUUGAGCUGAGUGUGAGCAGGUUCAGCUCGUGUGUGCUUUUCUAUUAACGGUCUCUUCUCCUCUAUGUGACUGCAGGUUCCUGAGGGGCCGCAGAGUGGCCGGGCGGUUUGAUUGGCUGGUGGAGGGCUCGUGCUGAUUAUUGGUGCUGGGGAGGGUGACUAAGAAAGAGAGAGAGAGCAAAAGAGAGGAAAAGGGAGAGAGGAAGGUGGAGGAGGUCGGAGAUUAGGCGAGCUGCCGGGGAGGUUUGCAUGUCUGCAUGCUCAUGUGUCCAUAAGCAGCAAAGCAUUCUGGGCUUUCAGAGGAGGGAGGUAGAAGAGAUGAUGCCAAAGCCACGAACAAGCAAUAAAGGAUUUAUUAUCUUCACAUGAGAUCCAAACCCACCUCUGAGCUGUGGACCGUUUUUGUCUUUCAGGGUAGGAAGUGGCAACCAUAGUAGUUUAUUAGCUACACCAAGCUCAGCUGCAUGCAGUCCUGACAUUAAGUGAGAAUUGUAACGACUUCAUGUUGAAACUACAAAAAGCUCUGGAUUUUACCAACUACUUCCUGUUAAACCAUCAUAAGCAGCUUCAGUAAAAUCUGAGCAUCGAUCUUUUAUUUCUGUGCCACGCUGCUCACUGGGUCACCUGUAUCACGUACAAAUGUGACUGUAAAUAUAAGAAAUGGAUUUUAAAGGUAGGUUAGGACCACUUCUGCUUAGUGGACCUAAUAAACUGAUUAGUUUUACAUUUCUUGAAUUUAUCUUUUAGUGUUAAAUAUCAGUUUAUCCCUUCCAAAAUUACAUUACUCUCUGUACCUGCUGGACACACUGUUUGGGGGCAAGUCUUAAAAUGUUUCUCCUAUAAUAACAAUAAAGUUGUUUUUUAUAAGUACCCCAAAAGUACAACUUGUUCCCACCUUGCUGGUUUAUUUAUUUAAAGUUUUCUCACCAUAUUUUUUAAAGCGUAUCUCUCUCACACACACACACACACGUACGUACACACACUUUCUCCCAGACUUUGGGUCCAGCUUGUGGCAAGAUUUAAAUAAAAAAAUAACAGCAGACGUCAGAGUCCACGCCAGAGUUUUCUUAUCUUUCAGGGUCAGGUGCUCAUCCAGCAUUUGCUGCCACUAACAACAGUCAGUCCUGUACCGCUCCUACUCACUCCUCAUCCUUAUCUGUGCUGUGUUGGUGAUGUCUGCCUGCCUGAGCCACUCUGCUCCUCAUUGCCUGCCUUCACUCUCAUACAGUCGCAUGUGGGGGUUUUGUUUGUUUUUAAAAAAUAGUGUGUCAUAAAUGUGUCUCAGCUAUGAUCCUGUGUGAGUUUUCUUUCUUUCCUUCCAUCUGUGACUGUGCAUAUGUGACUCCAGCUCUGUUGUGUGUCGAAUGCCAUGAUGUUCCAGCAUGAAUGGGAUUUUGUUCGGUUUAAUGUCUCCGUGCGGCUCAUUAGACAGAUAGCAGGACUAUCGGGCAAAUACAGGACCUCUCUUCCCUCUUUCCGUUUUUCUUUCUUCUCCUUUUCCUCGUUGGGUUGCGAUUCCACCAGUUGACCAGCAGAUGGCGGCCUUCCCUCACCAAACCACAGCUCAGCUCGCUCUGGACUGUGCCUGAACACCAAACUAAGAAAGAGGAGGAGGAGCUCCGGUAUCUUUGCAAUUAAGACUGCCUUAAAACUUCACCUUGUUUUCCUGUGGAUGGAUUUUUCUCACAAGCAUAAAACGAUGCGUCUGCUUUUCCGCCUGACUACAUCUCCCAUCGGCCAACUGGGCUGACCUCACCUCUUUCGGGCGACUGAAGUUUUCCCAUUUAAUCGGUUGUACAUGUGAAUGUGAUGAUAAGCACGCAUGCAUCAGCGACGUGUACACAUGUACGGAAGGCCAAACAUUUAUACAUACCAAUGAGUUUUUUGUCCCCUCCCCCCGGCUUAAUAGGCUUUCCAUACAUGUGAACAUGUUAAUUUGUGCACAUGUGCGUUUUUGUUAGUUUUUAACCAUUGAAUGAUUUGUACAUAUUAACAUCUGUCAUGUUGAAUGUGUUUCCGUGGUGAUUGUUUUUAGGUUUGGCGGCCAUUUUUGUGAGAGACAAGUUUUGAAUUGAACCGAUGCACUUUGUCCGAAAGUACUACAGCAUUUAAAUCUGACAAACAGUGACUAGAUGAAUGAAUGAAUGAAGGUGAGAGACACGUGAACUAUCUGAAUGACCCCUGUGUAGAAGUGAGAAACCAAACAAAUAAGCGUGAGUAAUUUCUCUUGACUGUUUUAUACUCCUUUUGUAUCUCAUUUUGAGCAAAGAGGCUUUUUUGUGCAUGAUUUUGUAGUCUUUGAAUUCAUUCACCAGUUAGUUUUUUUUAAAUGGCCCACUUGAUCUUCUGUUUAAUAGACUAACAAAAUUAUACACCUACUGCUUAACGUAAAAAGCCGCCAACGAUUCAUCUCACGUGACGUAAGUGUAAACAGCAGGUGGCCAUGCUUUCGUUGUAAUCUGUGUUUCUUUGAUGAAGCUGUGAACCGUGCAGAACAAUGCUGUAGAUGUUGUUACUUGAACUUUUCGCCCUGCUCUCUUCAUCUAGGACUACAACUGAUACUUCCAGGACUUGUUUAGUGUACAUUUGAUUUGACUUGCAAAAACGUCACCAAGCUUCAUCAGUGAUUUUUCUUAUGUGUACAUAUGACUUUUUGUUCCAGUGUUAAUGCAGUAAUAUCAGGUAAUCCAGUUUCUGCUUUAAAGCAGUGAAGACCACAGCUAAUAGUUUUUAAUCGCCGGACAGUCAAAUCUAACAAUUAUGAACGAGUUGCAACAAACUGCAAGAUAUGACUUCCAGUUAGCUUCACAUAUGAGAAGCUUGAAUGUUCCACUGAUUGUUUCAGCAUUCAGACUUACCCCACCAUAACCCUCAGACCAUUAUUGUCAAACAGCGAAAUCAUGUUGAGUGCGAUAAACUUCCAACAGGAAUACGAUUAAAGUUUUGCUAACAUUUAUGUUGCGGAGCAUUUAGAAUGGUAAGCAUUUCAUGCAAACCCUUAACUAGAUGUGAUGCUUUAAAUGUGACUGCUACACUUUGGUUUGGCUCAAGGCCCGUUUGGAGCGUGCCGUCCCUUUAAAGCUGCUGAGCGAUGCAGCAGUUUGCAAGUGAGAAAACACACCAGACUCCAAAUAUAUGCAUAAAACUGUGUAUUCUAAUGGACACUGUGCUGUAACUCUGAAUAUAAUGCAAAAGUACUAAAUAACAAUUGAGCUUUGACGCUAUAAUAAAUCUGCAGUAAGUUUUAUGUACAAACGGUUUGGUUUUUAAUAACACUGUGAGUGUGGUGCUGUACACUACCCAGCAAAAACCAUAUGUUCUCCACAUUCCUGUUUUUGUCCUGUGGAAACUUUGUAUCCAGCAACCAUGUAAAGAUACUUUCCAGCUGUUUAAACCUUUUAUUUAAAAUCAGAAAGAAAUGCAAGAACAGCAGGUACAAGGUGCUUUAGCAGGAUGUUAACAUGUAAAUCUGUGUUUCUACCAUGUUGUAACCAAUUGCAGUACUUCUCUUUUCUUAUUGUUGUGCACAUCUUUUUACUUUGAAUGUCUUUGGACACUUUGUGAACAAAAUGCUUUUUUUCUUCUCUCAGAAUAUUGUUCUAAUAAAAUAAGCAGCAUUGAAAAGAA